Nematolebias whitei (Rio pearlfish) is the source of this 447-nucleotide messenger RNA. RefSeq names its product ribosomal protein, large P2, like (gene rplp2b). The record is from RefSeq and is a predicted model, not a curated record. Gene Ontology annotation, cellular component: cytosolic large ribosomal subunit; ribosome. The coding region runs from base 63 to 410 and encodes 115 amino acids. Gene Ontology annotation, biological process: cytoplasmic translational elongation; translation. The transcript is spliced from 5 exons. NCBI's taxonomy places the organism in Eukaryota, Metazoa, Chordata, Actinopteri, Cyprinodontiformes, Rivulidae. Gene Ontology annotation, molecular function: structural constituent of ribosome.
GUCACUUCCUUUCUGUUCGAGCCAAUCUCGAAGUGAACACGCGUUCUCCUUCUUAUCACAAGAUGCGUUACGUCGCUGCUUACCUGCUCGCAGCCCUGGGUGGCAACGAGAGCCCCGAGGCGAAAGACAUCAAGAAGAUCCUGGAGAGUGUGGGCAUCGAGGCUGAUGACACCAAGAUGUCCAAGGUCAUCUCUGAGCUUAAGGGCAAGAAUGUGAACGAGGUGAUUGCCAGCGGUUACAGUAAACUGGCCAGCGUGCCAGCAGGGGGCGCUGUAGCAGUUGCCAGCUCUGCGGGCGCCGGCUCAGGUGGAGCUGCAGCUCCUGCUGCAGCUGCUGAGGAGAAAAAGGAAGAGAAGAAAGAAGAGUCCGAGGAGUCUGAUGACGAUAUGGGAUUCGGCCUCUUUGACUAAACUCUUUCAUUUCAUAAAUAAAGUUUGUAAAAGCUUU